Molecule: messenger RNA, 955 nt
Organism: Cyclopterus lumpus (lumpfish)
Lineage: Eukaryota; Metazoa; Chordata; Actinopteri; Perciformes; Cyclopteridae
Gene: exosc8
Product: exosome component 8
Exons: 11
Coding region: 29-862 (277 amino acids)
Biological process (GO): nuclear mRNA surveillance; nuclear polyadenylation-dependent mRNA catabolic process; U1 snRNA 3'-end processing
Cellular component (GO): cytoplasmic exosome (RNase complex); nuclear exosome (RNase complex)
Source: RefSeq, a predicted model, not a curated record
ACAAACCCACGUGGUGAAUCAAAACAUCAUGGCGGCUGGUUUCAAAGUUGCUGAGCCUCUGGAGUACCACAGGAGCUUUCUGAAAGAAAACUGUCGUCCUGAUGGACGGGAGCUGUCAGAGUUCAGAACCACAACACUGAACAUAGGGUCCAUAUCCACAGCAGAUGGCUCAGCCCUGGUGAAGGUUGGAAACACCACAGUCAUCUGUGGCAUCAAAGCGGAGCUGACAAACCCAACAGUGGAGGCACCAGGUAAAGGUUACAUCGUACCCAACGUGGACCUGCCGCCGCUGUGUUCCUCACAGUUUCGGCCCGGUGCACCAGGAGAGCAGGCGCAGGCGGCCAGCCAGUUCAUCGCUGAUGUAAUAGAAAGCUCUGAGGUGAUACAAACAGAGGACUUGUGCAUUGAACGAGGAAAGCUCUGCUGGGUGCUCUACUGUGACAUGAUGUGUCUCGACUACGACGGGAACCUGUUGGAUGCUUGUAUCAUCGCCCUGCUGGCUGCCCUGAAGAACACACAACUCCCAGAGGUCACCAUCAGCACAGAGACGAGUUCACCAGAGGUGAAUUUAGAAAAGAGACGCAGGCUGCAUAUUCACAAACAUCCAGUCGCCGCCUCUUUUUGUGUCUUUGACGACUCCAUACUGAUUGUAGACCCCACAGCUGAGGAGGAGAGUCUGUCUACCGCUCACAUCACUGUGGUGACAGAUGAUGAAGAGCGACUCUGCAUUGUCCAUAAACCAGGUGGGACGCCACUGUCGGGAGAGAAGCUUCAGGAGUGCAUCAACAGAGCGACAGCGAGACAGAGAGAGAUCCAGAAACUCGUUGACAAAGUCGUACACAGUGUGAAGACGGCACAAUAAAGAGCCUCAGACAACACCUUUUUAUCUAAAAGCUGUAUUUUCCACUGUCAAUAUAUAUUCUUUUUUUUUUUUUUUUAUAACAAUAAAACUGCU